Messenger RNA from Echinococcus granulosus, 372 nucleotides. RefSeq lists its product as hypothetical. The record is from RefSeq and is a predicted model, not a curated record. The coding region runs from base 1 to 372 and encodes 123 amino acids. NCBI's taxonomy places the organism in Eukaryota, Metazoa, Platyhelminthes, Cestoda, Cyclophyllidea, Taeniidae. The transcript has 2 exons.
AUGUCUAAGGAGUAUGUAACUCCCCUUCCUGAAUACCAACAACUGACUUUUGCUGCAACCCACGAAACACACGUGCCACCGCCUCUGUUAGACUGUUUUUCCAAAUCAGUGGACUUCAGAUUGUUAACGUGGCUACCAUUGUGGAACCCGAAAUGGAAAGAAAUGCUGGGGACUGCUGACAUGACACGAAGGCCAUGCCCCAGCGGAAGCGCAAAGGUGGACCCUUCUGCGUCCAUGAUCCCAAAGCGAAGAGAUAAACGAACAGUCAAAGUACUGCAUAGCCUUUUUAGUGUCGCCCCUGGUAUUCCUCUCGGUCACCCUCCCGAGUGGACCAUCACAAGCGCAUCAGUUAUCGAGUUUGCGGGCAAUUGA